AUGCCCCAAUUUUUGUCCGGUGUCACUUUGAAAAAUCGCGAGGGUACCGAGCUGGAAGCUGUUGAGCAUCUCAAGGGAAAGGUAAUCGGCCUAUAUUUCUCUGCUAGUUGGUGCCCACCAUGCCGUUUAUUCACUCCAAAACUCAAGGAAUUUUUCGAGGAAAUUAAGAAAAAUCAUCCCGAAUUCGAGGUUAUUUUUGUGUCUCGUGACCGUAACUCCUCCGAUUUGGUCGGCUAUUUCGAGGACCAUCAAGGAGAAUGGACCUAUAUUCCAUUUGGAAGCGAUAAGAUUAUCGAGCUCAUGCAAAAAUACGAAGUCAAAACGAUCCCAGCAAUGCGUAUCGUCAACGACAAGGGCGAAGUGAUCGUUCAGGACGCGAGAACUGAAAUUCAGAAUAAAGGAGACAAGGCGGAAGCCUUGUGGGCCGAGUGGACGGCCCUUUUUCAUUGA
Molecule: messenger RNA, 450 nt
Organism: Caenorhabditis briggsae
Lineage: Eukaryota; Metazoa; Nematoda; Chromadorea; Rhabditida; Rhabditidae
Exons: 3
Coding region: 1-450 (149 amino acids)
Source: RefSeq, a predicted model, not a curated record